Gadus morhua (Atlantic cod) is the source of this 3683-nucleotide messenger RNA. It is a transcript of the gene card14, whose product is annotated as caspase recruitment domain family, member 14. Gene Ontology annotation, cellular component: cytoplasm. Gene Ontology annotation, molecular function: CARD domain binding. The record is from RefSeq and is a predicted model, not a curated record. The transcript is spliced from 20 exons. Gene Ontology annotation, biological process: regulation of apoptotic process. The coding region runs from base 213 to 3191 and encodes 992 amino acids. NCBI's taxonomy places the organism in Eukaryota, Metazoa, Chordata, Actinopteri, Gadiformes, Gadidae.
GCAAAGGCGGUGACGCUGUUGCCUGAGAGGCGUGGACUGCUGUUUUGUUUUUUUUGCUCGCUGGGCUCGGCUUUUUAAUCAUGUUGCUCUGUGACUUUGUGGAGAUGUUGACGGAAACGUGAGGGAGUGCGAUUCAGGCUGCUCUUCUGCCUCACACACCGACACACAAACACACAAACGCACACACACACGCGUGUUGUGUGUCCCUCGGCAUGGCGGGCGAGUGUGUGAUCAGGGGUACGGACCUGAAGGAGCUGGACGAGGAGGGACUAUGGGAACUGAUCAACGACCACAGGCAUCGGAUCUCCCUGGGGGUCCGGCCGUGCAUGCUGAUCCCCUACCUGAGGCAGGCCAGGGUGUUGAGCGAGCUGGACGAAGACGAGAUCCUCUCCUGUCACAACCUCCACAACCGCUCUAUGAGAACCAGUUACAUGCUGGACCUUCUGAGGACUCAAGGGAGGAACGGUGGCGUGGCCCUGCUGGAGAGUCUGAUGAUCCACUACCCCUGUCUCUACACCCAGGUCACCGGGCAGAAGCCCAGCACAGAGCCAUCCAAAUUCAGCGGCCUGAUCAAGUACUCAGAGCUGACAGAGUACCUGGUGCGGGCCGUGACGGGCAUGCAGAAGGAACUCCAGGAGGCGCGCAACGAGGCGGGCCGGCAGGGUGGACGCUGCACCGCCCUGCAGGCGGAGAUGGACCUGAUGACGGAGGCGGAGGAGAAAUCCCGCCGCUUCAGCUUGGAGAACGAGCACAUGCGGCGGCAGCUGGCGGCGGCGAACCGCGAGCUCACCAAGCUGAAGGACGAGCGGUGCGACCUUUACGUGCGCCACACCGCCGCCAUCGAGGAGAAGUCGGCCGUGAACAUCCGGAGCCGGGACCUCACCCUGCAGGUGUACCAGCUGCAGACGGAGCUGCAGAAGGCGCAGGCUGAGACGGACUACCAGAAGCGGCGCUCGCUGAAGUGUGCCUCGCCGGCAGAGACCCAGCAGCUGCGCGAGGAGCUCAGCGCGCUGCGCAGGGACAUCAUGAUGGUGGAGAAGUUCAGCCCGGCCCAUGAGGACAUCCUGGCCCAGGACCUGGCUGAGGCCCGGGAUGGACGCAUGGAGCUGGCCGAGCAGCUGAGGAGCUACAGGGACGAGAACGAACGGCUGCUCCGAGAGAAGGAAGAGUCCCUGGACCAGAAGGAGCAGCUGGCACUGCAGGUGAAGCAGCUCACCUUGGACUGUGACAUGUUCAAGGAGAAGAGCUCCGUGAUCCAGGGCCAGAUGAGAGAGCUACAGGACGAGAGAGACCAGGCGUACGCGUCCCGGGACGAGGCCCAGGCCCAGAUCAGCCGCAGCCUGGCCGACAAGGACACCCUGCGCUCCCAGAUAGUGGAGCUCCAGGAGAGGCUGUUCUCCUGCCAGGGGGCCCGGACCCCCACCACCGUCUGCCUUUACUCCGCCGAUUCGGGGGGCUCCUGGGACAGCCUGGGCUCCAGCAGUGAGGACUCCAGCGGGACCCCCCCCCGGCCCCCCCUCCGCCGCACGACGGCCCUCGACCCCACGGACUACCCCUUCUUCAACCCUGAGUCUGAGGACGGCCCACCCUGCAGCAUUCGCUCCCUGACCGCGCAGCCGCCGGGACCAGAGUCACUGCGCCGACGUGAGGGGGAGCUAUACGCAGAGAGCAGCCCAGAAACAGCUGAAAUCUGCCCCCCGUUGGACGACUUUGUGUUUCUCCCAAACGAAUUCGAGACGGAGACGUCGGGUGGGAGGUGUCCUUCCAGGGGCAACGGGGCAGACAGUCCCUCGACCCCCCCCAGAGGCUCCGCCCCUCCCUUCCUGAUGCGGUCGCGGCCCAAGGCGGUGCGUCUCUUCGGCCGUGUGCUCACCAUCUCCUUCCAGGGGAAGGACCUGCUCGCCCAGCUCUCCGUCGUCGGGGGCAACAAGACGGGCGUGUUCGUGAGCGGGGUAGCGGAGGGCUCGGCCGCGCAGACCGUGGGCAUCAGCCCCGGGGCGCAGAUAGUGGAGGUGAAGUUCGAGCACGACCAGCAGUCCCUGAGCAUGGUGCUGCAGGACUCCACCCUAGAGGAGGCCCUGUGGGCCCUAGGCCAGGUCAGGGGCCUCUGCCACCUCUCCCUGCGCUCCAGCCAAGACGCCUAUGAGAGCCUCCUGCAGCGGCCCCCGAGCGGUGCGGCCCCCUCCGGGGACUCCUUCUACGUGAGGGUCAACAUGGCCAUCCCCCGGGGGCCCGGGGGCCCGCUGGCCGUGGCCUGCAACGACAUCCUCCACGUGACCAACACGUGCCCCCCCGGGGGCAAGAGCACCUGGGAGGCCAGCCACGUCCACCCCAGCCAGCUGGUAGACCUCCAGGGGGGCACCAUCCCCAACUACUACAGGGCCCAGCGGCUUCUGAUCAGAGCCAUCGAGUACAUGAGCUUCCAGACCAAGACAGGCGGCAAGGGGGCGGCGGGGGCCGGAGGGGCCAAGGAGAAGCAGAAGGCGGUGAGGAUCGUCAGCACGGGCCGUCAGGGCAGGAGCUCGCUGUGGCUCAGCGUCCAGGUCAGCAGCGCCAAGAGCCGAGAGCCAGGCGAGGCGGCGGCGGCGGCGCCCCCCCGUGGCUGCGUGACCCUCAUGCCGUACACCCUGGUCACACCCCACUACCCCCCGGUGUGCCGUCCCGUCCUGGUGCUGCCCACCGUCCUGGGCCGCGUGCUGGACGAGAAGCUGGCCUGCUGGCAGGGCUUCCAGCUGUGUGAGCCCGAGUUGCUCAGCUCCAGUGCCCAUGCCGUGAGGCUCCAGAGGUCCGAGGUGCUGGAGGAGGCAGAGCAGGGAGGAAGUCAUCUCUGCUACACCCUGCAGAGUGUGGAGAAGGUCAUGAAGAAGGGAAUCCACUGUGUGCUGCCGUUGGGUCUGGACUGUGUGCGCCGCCUUCACAGAGCAGACAUCUUCCCCAUCAUCAUCUUCGUGGCUCAGUCUACCCGCAGCGCACGGAAGUUCAGGUCUAAGCUGCAGCGCCACGGGCUGAACGAGAAGCGGCUGCUCAGCUGCUCCGACAGCGAGGAGUCGCUGCUAGACAAGCUGCCCUGCGUGUGUCGCACGGUGGCUCCCGACCACUGGAGCGACAGCGCUGCCCUGCUCAACCGCCUGCACACCAUCAUCUGGGAGGAGCAGCAGAAGAUCGUGUGGGUGGAGCCUGACCUCUGGUGACCGGUGGGGGCGGACGCUGUCACACGAAGGGCUAGCCCAUUUAUUGUUAUUUUUUAUUAUUAAUUUAAAGAAAAACUAAAAAUAAAAGAAAAUCUUUUUUAAUGAGCCAAUAGAAACGAACCCGUCAUGUGUACUCUCAUGAUGAAAUGAUAUGAGUGUGUGCUUGCAAACAUACUUUUGGUGUAUGUAUCUGUGAUACAGACUUAUGGAACGACCGUCUUUAGUGAACGGGUCGCCGAAUGAUGUCCUUCCACGAUGAUUGUUAUUUUUUCUCAGUUUAUUUCACAAUCAGUGAGUUGAAGGUUGGAUCCAUGUGGAACUAGGACCUGUGAUAGUUUUACACACAACUUGUUGCGAUGAAUUCUAAGUCUUAUUCUGAAUGAGCAUGGCGACUUCAGGGGGUUCUAAGUUAUCUGUCAACUAAGAAAUGUUCACGUGGUACAUGUUUAUAUUUUUGCAAUUUUUCACAAAUAAAUAAUUUAGCGAACGAUU